Molecule: messenger RNA, 6504 nt
Organism: Erpetoichthys calabaricus (reedfish)
Lineage: Eukaryota; Metazoa; Chordata; Cladistia; Polypteriformes; Polypteridae
Gene: cmtm6
Product: CKLF-like MARVEL transmembrane domain containing 6
Exons: 4
Coding region: 226-792 (188 amino acids)
Cellular component (GO): membrane
Source: RefSeq, a predicted model, not a curated record
AUUUUUUUUUUUUUUUUUUUUUUGGAAAAGGACGAGCUCGGGAGGCGUCAGCGCGCUCCCAUCCGAGGCCAACUUUCAGUUUCUGUUGAGUGCCGCCUGAGGUGAGGUGACCAUUUUGAAAAGUUUCCUCGGCUCUCGUUUCUUUUCCUCGUGAUCGGAUAUCUCCAUUUCAUCUUUACUUCAUUGUUUUGGCCGGUGAUUAAUUCAGAGUGCCUCGGAACCACCAUGGCGGACGCCCCAGUGUAUAAUAAAACGACGACGACGAAUCAACACAACUCCAGCUCCGCGAAAUUCUUCGAUGUGCCCAACGAACACCUGGAUGUGAAGCGAGCGGCGAUCAAAGCGGUCGAAGUGGUCCUGUCCUUUAUAGCCUUCAUCUGCGAGGAAGUCAUCCAGACCUGCGUCAGUUGCGGUGCCCUCUACUUUUUUGAGUUUGUCAGCUGCACGGUUUUCCUCUUCUGCCUCCUGCUUUUGUUUUUGCUCGCCACUACGUUCCAUAAGAAAGUCGGAAUCACCUGCUGGAGUCAAAUCGACUUCGUUUUCACGCUACUGGCAGCCGUGUUUUUCCUGAUUGCUUCUAUUGUGUUCGCUGCUCACAAUGAAGGCACAGAUUUGGAGAAAACUGCCAUUGCAUUUGGAUUCUUAUCAGCGUUUGUUUUUUUAAUCGAUUUUGGGCUCAUUAUGAGAAAAGGAAAUCCAUUUAAGAAAAGCCAGGAAACUCCAAAUGAAAGGACGAAUCAAGACGGUCCCGAAAAGGAGCACCUGAACACAGCCGACAAUGAAAAUGUCUAAGUGGGAGCAAGCGGGCUUGGUAUUUCGUAAUGAAUUUCAAAAAAAGAUUGCAGGAUACAAAGCAGUAGUGCGGAAAGUAAACUCUGAAACAAAAGAUAUAUGUAUAGAUAUAUGUAUAUAAAUCAAUCAUGGAAAAUUUGUACCCAGCCCCGCUACAUUUAAAAACCUCAUCGAAUUUUAAUGUGAGUGACCGGCUUGUUAAUAAUUAGGCGGCCACUAACAAAGUCUUCUGAAUGAACAGAUCAUUUAGCCAAAGCUUUUAAAACAAAAUAAGUGAACAUCAUUUCAAAAUUUGUUUACCAAGAUUUAGGUUCCAAAUUUGACACAAGUGGCAUAAUUUUAUUUUAUAAUAUACAUACAGAAAAAAAAAGGUAUCUAGUUAUGCUAACAUAAAUGGGGUCAUCCAAUUUUUUUAUUUUUAUUGUUUAUUUUGUUUUUCAUUUACGCGUCUGGCAUGAAUGUUUUUUUUUUUGUAAACGAUAAUGUAAAUCCACUUACAAACGCUGAAAAUAAACUGACGGUCUACCUUUUAAUAUUACUUGCGAGAGAGCGGCCCACCGUAAGGCACAAAUGACCAACAUAAUGGCAAACAGACGUAUGAUCGUUUUUGCCAUUCCUUGUAAUUUGCGAAUUUACAAAGGGCUGCCCCGUGAGCUUUAUUUGACUCAAGUCUUGCAAGUGGUUCCAGUUUCUCAAUAUAUGAAUGAGUCUGUCCUUAAUUAUCGUGUCUUUCGAUAUCCACGUCUUUCGAUAACCAUGUGUUUUGAUUUCUAUGUCUUUCGAUAACCAUGUGUUUCGAUUUCCACAUCUUUUGAUGUCUAUGUCUUUCGAUAAUCACGUGAUUCGAUUUCCACGUCUUUUGAUAUCUGCGUCUUUCGAUAAACAUGUGUUUUGAUUUCCGUGCCUUUCGAUAAACGUAUUUCAAUAUCCACGUCUUUCAAUAACCAUGUGUUUCGAUUUCCACAUCUUUUGAUGUCCACGAUAACCAUGUGUUUUAAUAUUCGCGUCUUUCGAUAAUCAUGAUUCGAUUUCCAUGUCUUUCAAUAUCCACAUCUUUCAAUAACCAUGUGUUUUGAUUUUUGCAUCUUUCGAUAACCAUGUGUUUCGAUUUCCGCAUCUUUUGAUAUCUGCGUCUUUCGAUAUCCACAUUCCAGUCACGUACUGCUACCGCUUGUACCAAUAAACUUCAAAGCCACUCGCCUUACCAGCUGCAGCAAAAGUUUGGACAGUUUAGUACCAACUGAGCUCAUGAAUUUUGGACAAGUCUGUCACCAGGCCAAUCCUUUGAAAUUUAGCAGCUGUGUGGCUGUAGACUUUACUGGUAACAAAGCCACUGGUAAAGUUAGCGGAGCUAGCGGCGGAGAAGUUUUGAUUCAGUGGCGACAUCGGACACUGGAACGUUUUGCAGUUCUGUUUGUUUCCUUUUGUUAAUAAAGCCUAAAAGGUAGUUUGGCGUAGACAUCUUUCACAUUUCUCUCGCCCACCGACGUAACUAAUCCAUUCAGUGUGUCGCUAGUUGAUAGCCUCACAUGUGUUAAGUGGUGGUGAAAAAAUGUAUUGUCAGUCUUCAUUUUCUAAAUUUUGUUAGGUAGACAUACGCUGUAAAAUUGCUAACCGCGUUCCAAAUACUUAAGAGAUGAAGUAACACUGAUGAUUCUGUGUAGGUUUAUAUUUAAGUGAUAUUUCAAUCAAGGGUGGCUUGUAUUAAAAGACAUUUAUGCAGUAUAAGUUAAUUAUUAUUUGUAAAAAAGAAAGAAAAAUUAAAAACUAAGCUGUAAACUGUGGCGGGUAUAGGCCUACCCAGGCCUAAUGCUGCUCCAGAACUGCUCACAAUUUGGAAAACUGCAGGCCGUUUGCUUUAAUUUAUUGACUUCCUUUCUGUAGUUGUGAGUAGUGAGGGGCGACUCGCAAAUAAUUUGUUCCUUUUGAGUGACUCUCUACAGUGAAUCAUAUGAACCGAUUCACGCACUCAAAUGAAAUCGAUUAAGUGGAGUUCAACCCGAGUGCUGUAGCGCAUGCGUGAUGUCAUCAGCGUCUUUCAUUUCACCAACGCUAGUAGAUGUUGACAGCACAGGAGGAAGAACCGCCUGAAUCGGGAGCCUCGACUCGCUUCACUUAGGAUUCCUUUGAGUUCAAAUUGUAUCGGCGAACAAAAACUCGCUCACUGAUGAUCCUCCCAUUCAUCAUACAAGUACAAAAGAGUAACAACACAUUUAGAAUGUAUUGAUUUGUUUUGUAAAAUGCGUUAUUGGAAUUGUUUUAAAAUGAAUAUAUAAAUAAUAUUAAAAUUGAUGUUUAUUGUUUAUGCUACUUUGUACAUUUAGCAGAUUAAUCACGGAAAACUGAACCUUAUAAAAAUAGAAUUCUAACUUCUAACAAUUAUUCGCUUUCAUCUUUAGCACACUUUUCUUAUGGUACACUGACUGCGUUGGGCAUGUAGCAUUUUGUGUUUCCUUUGAGUUCGAACUGAAUCACUACCCGAGAACAAGUCGCACGAUUCUCUUUAAUUUGAUUUAUAAACAAAUCAUUACCCGAGAACAAGUCGCACAAUUCUCUUUCAUUUGAUUUAUUAAACAAAUCAUUACCCGAGAACAAGUCGCACGAUUCUCUUUCAUUUGAUUUAUAAACAAAUCAUUACCCGAGAACAAGUCACACAAUUCUCUUUCAUUUGAUUUAUUAAACAAAUCAUUACCCGAGAACAAGUCACACAAUUCUCUUUUCGUUUGAUUCAUGAGCAAACCAUUACCUGGGAAUGAGUCACGCAAUUCUUUUUCGUUUGAUUUGAACAUUUGAACUGAAUCAUUACCCGACAACCAAGCUCACGAUUCUCGUUCGUUUGAUUCGUGAACAGAUCACUACCGGCGAACAAAUCGCACAGUUCUCGUUCUUUUGAUUCGUGGAUGAAUCAUCACCGGUGAACAAGUUGCAGGAUUCUCCUUCAUUUGAUUUAAGAAUCAAUCAUUACCCGACACCAAUUUGUAUGAUUCUCCUUCAUUUGAUUCAUAAAUGAGUCACACAAUUGUCAUUCGUUUCAUUUGAGAUUGAGUCGUACGAUUCUGAUUCAUUUGAUCCAUGAAGGAAUCAUUACUCGAGAUUGAGUCGCACGAUUCUCGUUCAGCUCAUUCAUGAACUGAAUCAUUAACCGGAGAACAAAUCACCCAGUGCUCGUUCAUUUGAUUUGUGGACGAGACAUUACCCAAGAACAAGUUGCACGAUUCUCCUGCAUUUGAGAAUGGGAAUGGAUCAUUAGCCGAGAACGAGUCACACAAUUCUCAAUAAGCUGAUUCAUGAGCGAAUCGUUACCUAAGAACAAGUUGAUUCGUUCUCAAAUCAAACGGAAAAUCAUGCAUUACCUGAGAACGAGUCACACAUUUCUUCUUCAUUUCCGAUUUUGUAACAUAAUGUCUUAUUUUAAUUAUGUAUCCUGUGUGUUGUUAUAUUUUGUGUACUGAAACAGGGCAAUGUCUUAUGAAUUAGCAUCAUGUUAACACACAAGGGUUGGGCAAAAGAAGGUUUACAGUCGUCUGUAUGGAAAAAGACAUGCAGGUUAUGAUUAUUAACUCAAUCGCUUUAUUAACUUUAUUAACUCAAAAGAAUGGCACAGGGCAAUUAAGUGCUCAAAUCGCCGGCCUUCAUUAUUCACACAUUCUCGUACGCCAAUUUCCUUCACUCAAGAUAAAUCAUAAGUAAGGAUUCAAAAUAAUAAGAAGACGACAAAUAAUACAAUAAUUAAUACGUAAAUAAUAAUGCAAGCAUGAACUCUGUAAACCUACUAUUGCCCAGCCCUGUAUAAUUAAUUAUACAAAAUAAUGUAUGCAUUAUUAAAUUACAUAUUUGGGAUCCGAUCAGUGGGGUGGAUUUUAUGUUUGUGCCAACGUCUCAUCCUGAAAAUGAAUCAAAAAAGAAUUGAUUCCCUUAAGCGGGCAGUUCCAAAGAAUCGAUUCAGUGACAUAAAUCGAAAAUGUCCGGCCACCGCUAGUUACGAGGGGACGUUCUGUCGAGUCGAGCAGAUUUUAACUUUCAGUCUGCUGAAGAACCCGAGUUUUAGUUUAAUUAGCAAACGCAGUCGACUGCGACAAAUGGUCGCUCAUGGAGCGGUCCGUGGUUACAAAGAUAGGCAGAAAUGCUAGAAUCCGAACUUCAUUUGCUUUUCCAGUCUGUUGCCUUUGUCCCCUGUCAUCGUCUUCUGAUCUGUCCAGCACAGUUACAUUAUUUCCAUAAGUGAGGUUAUUUGAUGUAAAUAUUUCUAUUUUUUAUUUGAAAUAUUGUAAGCUUUGGUGUCCAGACAGUAGGACAGACUUGUCGUUUUAUUUUUUUCGCAUGUGAUCAGAUCUUCAGUCAGUGGCGCAGACUCUUUACACGUGCAGCUCCUCGCUGAGCCGUAGCCUGGCGCAGAUGCGUUACAUUCUACGAUGGGCCCUCUGCGUAUGAAGUUGGUUCUUUGGGCUUUGAGAAGGUUCUGAAUAUGUGGACGAAAGAGAAAUCUUGAACGUCUGGGAGAGGUGGGAAACCGGCAGAUGAAGAUCUCGGUCCGGGUUGCCACUGGUGUUUGGCAGAUCUCUUACCGUCUAUUCAUGGACCCUCUGAAAGGAUCUAAAUAAUUAAAGGUCCACCCUGGGACCUUCGUAUGGGCGGUUCUUUAGGGAAACCAAAAAUGGGUCCCCUAUGGCGCCUUCAGUUUAAAGAGUGCAGUCAGGCUCUGAGGUGCAGAAGUUGAUUUAUUGUGCUGCUGCUGCUAAUUUAAAUACUGAAUUUUACAAAAACGAUUUCUCUGUGUAUUUGUGUUAAAUCAAACGGCACCGAGUGUACGUUGGGAGUUAGGGGUUCAACUGCUAAAGGCUGAUUUAUCCUUGUGUGUCGAGCCUAGUAAGCCGUAGCUACGCCGCAGUCCGUGUCGCCUAUGGGGGUCUCUCCGGCAUCACCUGACGUGCACCUCCUCAAAAAUGUGAUGGCGGGUCGUGUCAACCUGCACCCCGCCACUCUGAUUGGCCUGUUCGGUAGCUACGGAUUUCCUGAAACACGUUUCUAUUCGUCAUCUGGUUUCAAAUUCGGCGAACGUAUGAAAAACUGGGAAAAUGUGAGGAACAGAUACGUUCGCCUACAGAAGAAAAUGUGUAGCAAGAGGAGCGGUGGUCCUGGUGGGCAAAGACUGCCUGCUCUUCAAUGGAUCAUUCACUUUUCUGGUGUGGUACAAACGUCGCCACCUACCGUGCACAGCUCCGACGUGGGCUCGACCCAGAAGAAUAAAUCAGCCUUAAGUCACGCCGGCUCUGAUCCGGAGUGGUGGCUCUGAGUCUAGGGAUCUGCACUGGCAAUCGGAAAGGUUGCCGGUUCGAAUCCCGUAAAUGCCAAUAGGGACUCUGCUGUGUUGGGCCCUUGAGCAAGGAAGGCCCUUAACCUGCAAUUGCUGAGCACGUUGAGUAGUGAGAAAAGCGCUAUAUAAAUGCAAAGAAUUAUUAAUAUUAUUAUUAUUAUCCUGAAGUUCUCCUCUGUAGGACAUGAACUGAGUUGGCUUCAUAAUCAGUUCAGUGUGGACGUCUGUUUAAAUAUGAAAUCCAGCAAACCUUGUUAAACAAAUGGGCCUCGUGGGCACACAUUUUCUUGCUCACUUUUUGCAGUUUUUACUUAACUUUCUAAGCAAAGUCAGCAAGACCUGUUCCUGCUUUGUUACCAGUCAUAUUUAUUAUGAAAUUUCUGAAAAAAAAUAAAAAU